Vitis riparia (riverbank grape) is the source of this 684-nucleotide messenger RNA. RefSeq names its product aluminum-activated malate transporter 9-like. The record is from RefSeq and is a predicted model, not a curated record. Gene Ontology annotation, cellular component: plant-type vacuole membrane. Bases 22 to 684 code for a protein of 220 amino acids. The transcript has a single exon. Gene Ontology annotation, biological process: malate transport. Lineage: Eukaryota; Viridiplantae; Streptophyta; Magnoliopsida; Vitales; Vitaceae.
GUUACCGCCAAAGGAUGGGAAAUGGGUCUGUUCGAUCCUCGGAAAAUUAUCUUUUCUGCGAAAAUGGGUCUGGCUUUGAUGCUUAUAACGUCGUUGAUUUUCUUGAAAGAGCCUGUGAAAGAUCUGGGUUGGUACUCUGUUUGGACCGUUCUUACUGUUGUGGUCGUCUUUGAAUUCAGUAUAGGAGCGACCCUAAGCAAAGGAUUUAACCGUGGGUUGGGAACGUUCUCUGAAGAAGGCCUUGCUCUAGCCAUGGCUGAGUUGUCUACAUUGGCUGGAAAAUGGGAAGAAGUUGUCAUUAUUAUCAGUGUUUUUAUUAUAGGAUUUUGUGCAACUUAUGCAAAGCUGUACCCAACAAUGAAGGCAUGUGAAUAUGGUUUCCGAGUUUUCAUGUUGACAUAUUGUUUCAUAAUGGUAUCCGGGUAUGGGACAAGAGAAUUUAUCGAAACAACCAUUACUAGAUUCUUGCUCAUUGCCUUGGGUGCUGGGGUAUGUUUGCUUGUAAAUAUAUGCAUCUAUCCCAUCUGGGCUGGUGAGGAUCUGCACAACUUGGUAGCGAAGAAUUUCAUGGGUGUUGCUAAUUCCCUGGAAGGUUGUGUCAAUGGGUACCUCAAUUGUGUUGAAUAUGAGAGGAUUCCUUCCAAGAUCCUUACUUACCAAGCUUCAGACGAUGCCAGAGAGUGA